This is a messenger RNA of Chiloscyllium plagiosum (whitespotted bambooshark), 14593 nucleotides long. The record is from RefSeq and is a predicted model, not a curated record. NCBI's taxonomy places the organism in Eukaryota, Metazoa, Chordata, Chondrichthyes, Orectolobiformes, Hemiscylliidae.
GGCGUGCCAGCCAAUAGCCGGCGUAUUGACACGGAGUGAUUGACAAGGGGGCAGGCGCAGGGCAAACAAUGUGGAUUUCAUUGCAAAAAGAGAGUUUGGGAGACUGGCAGGAACUGAAAGAGGAUUUUUUUUGUGUUAUGUUGUGUAUUUUGUUUUCUGCAUGGCGAUCCCACAAACUCCUUUCACCUAAAACUUGGACUUAAAACAAAACUGGUGGGGGGAGGGGGUGUGUGAUGGGCGAGUUCUGCUUAGCAGUCUGCAUCGUCCAAAGACGUGAGUAAAGUUUUGCGUCUCCGCUUCCCCUCCUUUCUCUAAACUAUUGCACAGUCAAGCGUGUUUGUAACGAUGUGAAGUAAUGGGAAGGCGCGCAAACCAUUAUUCCGGGCGCAUUCGCUCAAGUUUUGAUUGGGAAGUCAGAUUCACUUGGACACUAGACGUUCCUGGAACAGAGAUGCCGUUCAAAAUGUCUCGGAGGAACCCUGACCAUACCUUUGGAAAGCCAGGCGCUGUAGCCUGAAUUUGAACAUUUUGGGGAAGGGUGGGGUGGGACGGUUUGUUCCGGAUUCCGAUUAUGGAUGGCAGAGACUUCGGCCACCACCGGGCAGUCCACGUCCCGUCGCCCUUGCUUACCGGCCUGGGCAUGGAGGCGCACAGGGUAGCCGCUCAGGCCAGCAGAAUCGCCCCGUCCGCCGGCCACAUGAGCUCGGCGCUCGGCACUCACCUGCCGCCGGCCAAGUACCUCUCGUCCCCGGUGUCGGUGCACGGCCAUUCGGGUGAUGCCUACCCCGGUGGCUCAACUCCUUUUCUUGGGGGUUUCGUCGCCAGUGGCCUAGGGACCUCGACUGCACCUCAUGGAACCCCUGCUCCUUUGCCCUCUGACCCUUCCUUCCGUGGACCCAACCCCACAAAUAUCCAGAUGGCACAGCUCUGGGUCGCGCACCCUCCUGAAGGUUACUCGCACCUGUCCAGCGGUCUUUACCCUCCAUAUAUUCCACUCGGUCACUUGGAGCACCCAAGCAGCGGCAGUCCGAUUCUAGCUCAGCUCAGCCAGCAUAGUCUGUUCGAGUCUCAGAAAGAAGGAUAUUACCUACACAGCCAUGCAGGACAAUCAGUCCUUCACGGUGCUGCGCACCCGCAAACCGCCAUCUCCAGGACGACGUCCAAUCAUGCGUCGGGCUCAAUCCUGCGAGAAAAGGAAAUGUGUCAUCCGCAGAAAAGUGGGAAAGAGUCGGAGAGGUAUCCAGCGAAAGACUCGAAAGAGAAAGUGUACAGGACUGAGACCAACGUAAACAUGGCUAAGAAGGAGAAGUCCAGGGAAGAAUCCAGGCCUAGGAGUGUGGUGGACCUCACACAAGAAGGCCGGACAGAUAACGACAGGAGGAUCCACCUUCUUGACAAAGCUGCCAAGACUAGUGAGCAUCACUCUACAGUUCUUACCAGUCACUCUCCGAACCGGGGAACUGGGAACGGAGAGCCAAAAUCCAAGAACCCUCUGCAGACCCUGUCUCUUAGCAACUGUAACAGUGGCUCCAGUUCCUCACUGAGACUCCCCGGCAGCGAACAGGACAGAUGCUCCAAAGACUCUGCUAAGCACGACGAGAACAUGCGGCCUCUGCUGCACGCUCACGCAGAACGGACGCGCAAGUGUGACACCGUGGUGACCUCGGUUGGCACUCUGCAUGUUUCCUGCGGUUGUCCGUCACCCCACUCCUCUCAAACAGCGCGGAUGCCACCUUCCAGCACAUUCCCUCCUCUUCCUGUCCAUUCCAGCAUCUACACCAUCUACCCCACUGCCAGGGAGCCAGGAAAGGAACAUAAAGUUAUUGCACCUACCUUUGUGCCUUCGGUCGGGUUUUACGAGAACAGGAACGGCCCCAUUCAGAUCGCCUCUCAGGCCAGAGACAAUAAGAGUGACAAGUGCAAAGACAAGGAUAUGAGCAGAGUGGCUGGUGACAGGACAGGCAGUUUGCUGUGCCCCUCGGAGAGGACGCUGGCAGAAUCCUCUCGGUUAAUGGUGACCCAGGACCUGCCUGUGCACGCAGAUACUAAAAGGGUGGAUAAUGUGAGGGAGGAAGGGUCGGUUAUUAGAUCCAACUCUCUAGCAAUAAAGAGGCCCACGACCUCUGAGCUGUUCCUGAGCAAACCGGGCCUCAGCCCAUCUGAAACGAGGGACGUGCAUUCGAGCAGCGCCACACUGAAAGACCCGGUGCGAUCGAGCUUUGAGGUCGACCACCGAAGUCAGGAGAGGGCCCAGCGAUCAGGGGUGAAGGAUUCCCCGAAGGUAUUCAACGGGGUGGAUGUCACAAGGCUGCACUCGGAGCAGUCCCAGCUGAAACGCUCGGGCACCCCGGAGCCAAAGUGGAAGCCGUUCGAGAUGGCGACGUAUGCCACCAGCCAGAUGGCAGCGCUGGCGGCCCAGCACGGUCACAGCAGCAGAGCGGACGAGGAUCAGAAGAAGAGCUUCCUGGAGCCGGCGGCUCUGCAGAGGUCAGCGGGGGUGGGUACGCCCAGUGAGGUCUCGGCCAUGCAGAGCCUCAUCAAGUACAGCGGCAGCUUCGCCAAGGAGGCGGCGGGCAGGUCCGGCAGCGGCAAGAAGAGCCCAUUCGGCGGACUCGGCAACGUGAAGACCGACUCUGGGCAACACGGCAUGUUGAAGGUGCAGCACCUCCCGCUCCCACAGCUCAGCAAGCAGCUGAAAAAGGAUCCAGAGCGGCCAGAGAGCGCCAAAUCGACGCAGGGCGAGGUGGAGGUCCGGCACCCACCUGUGGGCAUCGCGGUGGCAGUGGCCAGGCAGAAAGACAAUAGCAGCAAACCAGGCACUGGUGUGAUUGACAGGGAUCGCUCGCUCUCUAUGAACAGCAUGAAAGGACCUGGGCGCACCGACGAAGAGCGAAGUGAUGAUCGCCACCGCCAUCGCGAGGAGCGUCUCAUCGCCCGCGAGCAGGAGAAGCUUCUGAGAGAGAGUAAGGAGUUGGCGGAUUUUGCCCGGUUACAUCCUCCAGGCUGCAGCGCUGGUAGUCUGAACUCGAACCUGAUGGUUAUGGGAGGGCCGGCUCUGGCUGGAGCUGGUCGCUGGUCUACUGACCCCACCUCACACUUAGCAUCUCAUCCGUGGCUUCCUCGGACUGGGAGUCCCUCCAUGUGGCUGACAGGUCAUCCGUACGGUCUGACUCAUCCAUCUUUACACCAAGGAAUGCCUCCUGGCUUUCACCCCAGUAUUCCCGGCUCAAUCCCCUCAACGUACCAGUUUGCAAGAGACCCGCAGUCUGGCCAGCUGGUGGUGAUCCCGACAGAACAUUUACCACACUUUGCAGAGUUAAUGGAGCGGCCGCUGUGGCCUUCGAUGUACCCGCCGACAGGGAGCUCCCUGCAACAUGCUCACCAACUCCAGUUACUGUCCCAGCAGCAACUCCUGCGGCAGCAUGAGCUCUACAUGCUGCAGCAACAGGCAGCCCACGCCAUGGAGAUCCAACGCAAUGCACAGCUCGUGGAAAGACUAAAAGCGAACGAGCAGAGGAAUGAGAUGGAAGAUAAAGUGUGUAAGAGAAGCUCUGAGGGAGGCAAGCACGGCCUGGUGACCUCCUCGACGGGGAUAUUACAGAAACGGCACUCAUCGCAUUCGCCAGUGCCUUCCACCUCCUACCACAAGACGAGCACGCCCCCUCCCUCAGCACAUACCUCGUCGCCCAGACUGAAACUGAAAUCUGACGUGAGAGUGGAGAUGGAGGAUCCAUUACCCCCCCAGCCUUAUCACUCGCCAUCUCCAGCCUCCCAUCCACCAAGCCCUCCACAUGGCUCCCCACCUCCAGCCCCAGCCUUACCCCAGAAAGUGGAAGCAUCCGAAGAGUCUGAGAAGAAAAGCUUGGAGAAAGAUGCUUCUGCUCCUUUUCAAGCCCUGUUUCCUGAGAUUCCUCAAGGAUAUUCUUACCGCUCCCUCCCAACUUCUUUUGGCAGCCAUUACCCCUACCUCCUGCAGCCUACUGCUGCAUCUGAUGCUGAUGACUUGGCACCUGACGUACCACUGCCAGAGGCCUCCGAGCCCAGGCCCUGCUCUAUCGCCCCAUCCUCGCCCGAUGUCAAGCCGAUACACUUGCACCCCCCAUCAGUGCAAGAGGACAUGGCUGCAGAACCAAUUGAGAUCAAAGUGCAGUGUGAAGAUCUGAUUGAACUGGAGGGCAGCAAGGGCCUAUGCGAUCGACACCUCGAGGGGCAGAGUAAACCAGGGCCAUUUGGUGGAGAAAUGACUGAUGAGCCAACUGACCUGACCACAGAACACAAGGCUUCAUCAACCAUAGAGAGCCAGGAAGACCACCAGAACUGUCAGUCACCUUACCAGACAGUAGCUUGCACUCCUGAGGAAGAGGCCAAAGGGGAACUGCAACAAGUGCAGGCCAGCUCUCCUCUCGGUGACUAUCAAACUGCAAUGACACAUUCGGAGGUGGACAGUUCAAAACCAGAGGAAUUGCCAGAGCACACUGAUCACUAUUUUAAAACUGAGCAAGUGGACACUGAGAGCAACAUUGAAGAGACAUUACACACCGCACCUUUGAAUACGACGGAGCAGUUUGAGCUGCAUUUCCAGAUUCCUGAGGAACACACACCGGAGAUAAAGCUGGACGAUCCAAUGGCUGGCAUGAAUGCUCUGGUAGCUGCUGUCGAGCUUCCCCAAACCUGCUCCUUACCUGUUGAGACAACCAUGCCUUCGGACUUCAGCACAGCGGACAGCUCCUCCCUCAUUGGCAUUGCGCUGCUGAGCGAGAUUGCUGAACUCGAACUAGAACGCCGCAGGUCAAGUGGCGUCAAUAAACGGCUGGAAGGUGGAGGGAGUCACUUGGAUUUGGAAAGCCUCCUUGUUGCUAGCACCCAGGCGCUCAUGAUGGACUCCAUGCCUUCGAUGAGCACUGAAAUGUUUGAAGACACAAAGAAUGGCCCGGUGAUGAUAAGGCUUCCUCGUGAGCUCAAUCCCAACAAGAGGUACAGCUGGAUGCAGAAGAAGGAUGAGCCUAUGUUCUCCAUUAAAUCUGCCAUUGAGGGGAUGGAUGCCAUGGAGUUGGAUUACAGGAUGAAGCUGGCAGAACUACAGAGGAGAUACAAGGAGAAACAAAGGGAACUGGCCAAGCUCCAGAAGAGGAGAGACUCGGAAGAAAAACGGGAUGAGAAAAGUAGGAGUUUGUCGCGGAGAGGACCUGGAAGGCCGCGAAAGAGAAAGCAUGGCUCAAGCGCUCCGUCACCGCAUGUUGAUAGAGGGCGAAGUGACAGCAAGAGUGGGAAGCAUGGGAAAGGCUUCUCGCUCUCCGACGAGAUGGAGACGGCCGACGGCUCCAGGAAGGUGAGGUCGGCAGCCCAGGAUGAUGACGAUGAGGCGGAAAGCGUGAGCGUGAAAGCAAAAGGGCAGAGUCGCAUGUGGGAGCAAGAUGCGUCUUCGAGCUUUUCACACGAGAGCCACGGCCAGAUUAAGUUCAAGAAGAAGAGGAAGGUCAGUGAACAGGACCAGCUGGCAACCAAGCUGCACCAAACCCUCUCGCUAACUAAAUUAAAGUCACCCUUUAAGUUUGCAGAUGGUUCAACAGGGAAGCGGAAAUGUGGCAUCAUGGACAACUGCAGGCACCUGAGCUCCCAUAAGGACUUUCUGGGGAAAGACGGAAGGAAGGCGCUGCAUAAAGCCAUCGGCAGCUCACCGAGCAUGCUCCCUUCCAAAGAAAGCAAAAGCAAAAUGGCAGCCAAGGGCAGGAAGUUGGAGUCAAGUUCAAAGUUGAAGGGUAGGCUGAAGACGUCCCAUUCUCCGGCAAGAUCAGAGGUCAGCAGUUACUCUUACAAUACUGACACAGAGGAUGAGGAGGAACUGGUAAAGGAUGAAUGGCCGUUGCAGUCCACCUCAAGUAUGUCCGAGCGAUCAGGCUCCAAACUGAAGGCACCUGCUCUCUAUGGCAUAAUAUCAAAGAAAAGCAAGGCUUCACUGGGCACAAAGCAGGCCAAAAGACUAGCGUCUGCCACUGGGACUAUCAGAUCACAACGAGCAACCGACAAGAAAAAUCUGAAGCACUUUGCCUUGCUAUUGGAGGAAGCCGAGGGUGGAUCUUCCUUCAGUGACAGUUCGGAGGACUCAUUCAAUCAAGAUUACACCUCUGAAGAAGAGGAUUAUAGGAAUGAUUGCAGUGAUGCUCUUUCCUCACCAGUCCUGGAUGAGAGUGGUCUCGGCCUACUAGCCAGGUUUGCAGCCAGUGCCCUGCCAAGUCCGGUUAUGACUCCACCAUUAUCGCUUGUUCAGCUUGAGGCCAAGCAGAAAGCCAAGAAGAAAGAAGAAAGGCAGAACUUGUUGGGCACGGAAUUUGAGUACACAGACUCAGAGAGUGAUGUUAAAAUCAAGCAGAAACCAGCUGCAUUACCCCGACCGAAGAAGUCACUGCCAGAGCCAGGGAGCAGCAUGAACCUUGUGAAUGAGCAGCAAAGCCAGGACAAGCUGAGGGGAGCUGACAAGGGGAGAAAGGCCAAGAAGCCGAAGGAGAAGUCUCCCCGAGAGUUCACCUUCGACUUUGGCCCCGAAGCCAGCGACGACGACCUGUGGAACCGGCGGAGGAGCGAGAGGAUUUUCCUCAACGACGCCAGCGCCUCUGCUGCGCUGACCCCAACGGCUGCUCCCAGCACGGCCUCGGCUACCAAAACCAGCCGCUGCCUCAAGACCAGAGCGGUCAGCCCGAAGAAAGAGACGAGUAGAGCAAAGGACAAGAGAAAGAAAGGGAAGGAGCCACUGUCCCCUGGCUUUCCUUCAGCCCCGAUGCCGAGUAACCCAUCUGAACCGAGGGCCAGCCUCCUGCGCAGCACAAGCCCCUGCAAAAAGAACAAAGUGAAAGUGAAAGCAAAGGAUGGAAAAAAGGAGCAGGCACGCUCCAAAGGCGGUGCUGUCAGUAAACUAAUGGAAAGCAUGGCGGCCGAUGAGGAUUUUGAACAGAACCAAGACAGCAGCUUCUCUGAAGAUGAGAACCUCCCUUUGAGCAUGCUCAUUGAGAGGCCCUCCACCCCAGCUCUUCGCUCGUGUGUGAUUGACAAAGAUGAGCUGAAGGAUGGCCUUCGGGUGCUGAUUCCAAUGGAUGACAAGCUACUGUAUGCUGGAUAUGUGAAAACUGUUCACUCUCCGGAUAUAUAUCGUGUGGUUGUGGAGGGAGAGAGAGGAAACCGUCCGCACAUCUACUCCUUGGAGCAGCUCCUACAGGAAGCGCAGAUCAUUGAUGUUAAGCCUUCCUGUGUGAGGUUGUUGCCUGAAGGAACCCGAAUUGCUGCCUACUGGAGCCAGCAGUAUCGCUGCCUGUACCCUGGGACUGUUGUCAGAGCCACAUCCCAAAUCUCCAGUCCUUCCCUUAGCUUUGCUCCUAACCCUCUUUCCCCUUCUGCUUCUCCCCUGGCUUUAGGGAGCCCGGACCCUGAUGAAGAUGAGGACCUCAUCACAGUGGAGUUUGAUGACGGUGAUACUGGACGCAUUCCUCUUUCACACAUACGCCUUCUGCCUCCAGAUUAUAAGAUUCAAUUGUCUGAUUCAGAGACUGGCUUCUUCUUAACAGGUGCAGAGCCAUCCCCAGCUCUGCUCGUGCCCAAUACCAAGCGGCAAAGCAGGAAGUCCAGCAAGGAUGCUGUGGACAGCAAGGAGGCCGGCGCUCAGGGCACUGACAGCAGCGCAGCGAAAAAUAAAGGCCGCGGGAGGAAGACAUCCACCGCCAAAGGGAAAGUUGGAACGGACUCGGUCUCAGAGCAGGCGGAGAUUCCCGGACCGGCAGAGGAUCAGACAGACGCGGAGGGCCAGGGGAAGCAAGUCGCGAAAACGACGAGGAAGUGCCUCCAGAAAAGGAGUGGGGUGGGAGCUCCAGCCAAGGCCACCGGUGAGAGGAAGAAAAAGGCGGCGAAGGUGAAGCUGCUCCCGAAACAAAGCGCGCAGCAGCCGGCCACCUUCCCCGCUCCCGUCUUCGGGAAUGUCCUCGGCCUGGAAACGUACGGUGAGCUGCCGGACCCGUUCGCCAUCUCCGAGAGCACCGGAGCCAGUGUAAAAGUGAAGAAGGGCAAGAAAUCGGAGGAAGAGGCCCAGGAGUUUGGAAAUGGCGGGAAGGGCCUGAGGAAGCAACUGGAGGCGGAGAUUCUGGUCAAGUUGGACCACGAAGGGGUGAUGUCACCCAAAACAAAGAAGACCAAAGCCAUGAUGAUGGAAGAUCAAAGCUUGACAGGCAAGGUCGACAGCAAGGUCAUACUCAGUGUGAACUACCCUGCAGCAGCUGGGAGCUGUGAGGUGAAGCAGAAACCGUCAAAAAAUAAGGCUGCCAAGAAGGAACCUAAUGUGGGUGCCGCAUACUCUGGGGGGACUUUUGGCAGCAACACGGAUUCCAAAAGCAAGAUGAAGAACAAAGAGAAGGAAGACGGCAAUAGUAGCGUGAGCAGCAGCAGCAGUCCUGAGUCUGAGGGUGAGGAAGAUCAGCAGAACGACGAAGAAGAGGCUCCACGGAACAGCAGCGCCACAAGCUCCAGGGCCUCAUCACCCGUGUCAUCGUCAUCGUCGUCAUCCCAGUCUUCGUCCUCCAGCUCCUCGUCCUCGUCCUCUUCCUCGUCCAGCUCCUCCUCUUCGUCCUCGACCACUGAUGAGGACUCUUCCUGCAGCUCCGACGAGGAGGCCGGCUUCCAGUCUGCCGCUCCGCCUGGCCCGUCGUCAGGGCAACAGGCGCGCCUACCCCCUGAGCCCCGGCCCCAGCAGCAGGCCCGACGGCAGAAGCUGAAGCAGCAGCCCAGCAACAGCAAGAGCAAACCCAAGAAACGAGAAGGUGUCCACCUACCGACCACCAAGGAGCUAGCCAAACGGCAGCGGCUGCCAUCAGUGGAGAACCGGCCUAAAAUCGCCGCCUUCCUUCCUGCCAGACAACUUUGGAAAUGGUUCGGGAAGCCCACGCAGAGGAGAGGAAUGAAGGGAAAAGCAAAGAAGCUCUUCUACAAAGCGAUUGUCAGAGGCAAAGAAAUCAUUCGCCUGGGGGACUGCGCCGUCUUCCUCUCUGCUGGCCGCCCCAACCUUCCAUACAUUGGCAGGAUUCAAAGCAUGUGGGAGUCCUGGGGUAACAACAUGGUGGUCCGGGUCAAAUGGUUCUACCACCCAGAAGAGACCAACCUGGCCAAAAAACUCAACAAUGGCAAGCGUGCUUUGUACCAAUCUUCACACAUAGACGAAAACGAUGUCCAGACCAUCUCCCACAAGUGUCAGGUGGUCAACCUUGACCAGUAUGAGCUGAUGGCCAAGACCAAGAAAUACCAGGAUAGCGAGGACUUGUACCACUUGGCUGGAACCUAUGAGCCAACCACAGGUAUGAUCUUCAACACGGACGGUGUGCCCAUCAUCUGUUAAAGUACACAAGAAGGGUUGAGUGGCAACAACAAUCCGAGGCCUUCCAGGGAAAAUUAAGUAAGGAGGGAACGAAGCAUUGGAACUUCCCAGGAGAGGCGACCAUGGCUUUCCCUCUUCCGGUCCAGAGUUUUGUUUCUCUUGCCAGAGCGGGCCUUCAGCAGUGCAGGGAAAGUUCGCUGACCUGCGUUCAUAACCAGCAAGACUCUCCGCAGGCACAGACUAGAACGGUUUAUGCACUUAAUAAGAGUGAAUAGGAUGACGUCAUUUUCCUGUCUGGUCGGACCGUUUUUGGGUCACUCGGACUAUGCUCCCAGGGUGGGUGGCCACUGCCUGCUAAUUGACGUCACGUUUGAAUGCAAGAAGGUCAAAGGCCUCCGUUCCACUUAUGGUUGAAGAACAUCGCCUGUGUUUUUUCGAGCAUGUUGACAAGAGAGAAACAGAAGUUUUAGAACAGAUACUAUAUUAUUGUAUUUUUCUACAGCACAGAUCGAUUACUUCCUUCUCAGCCUCACUUGCUUCAACUGGGGCCAGGGAAGCACUUUUAUGUACAGUUGUCAAAACGGUCUACUCAUGUCCUGUAUCAAAUAGCUGAAUGGAGUCUUUUCUAAUGACUGUGAAAUAUGACCUAUCAGAAAUAUGAGAGAGUUAAGCUCUAUUUAUAGCUCGUGAGAUCAAUGAACUCUUCCAGGGAUGGACAGUUGUAAAUUCACAGUGAACUCGAACAGUAUUUUGCCAAGGUGACGACUAAGCAAGGAAACCAUAGCGUUGAUGAAGAGCACUUAUUUCACUGCCGAAUGCCUUCUAAGGAGAGGGGAUCACCGACAAUCGAGAGUGAAGAGAGAGAUUUUCACAUUGUAUUUGUGUACAUAGAUACUUAUAUGUGUUGUACAGACAAUUACAACUAACCUUUGAAUGCCACUCGCAGUUCACUCCAUAUUGGUAUUAACUGCAGAGAUUCACGUAAAGCCUCUUUUGCAGGGAAAAUAUGCGACCACUUGCACUUGAAUCCACGUCAGUGGAGCUACAGUAUACUUCAUGUAUUGGGAGCCUAGUGCACUCUGGGAAUGUGUCCUCCUUGAGCAUCUCGCUAGACAUGUUCCCACAAUGCACUGCACCACUGAGCAUCCUCAGUGGAGACAGCUGACCUUUGUGCCCAGAAGUAUUCAAACUACAUCAAAUCCCCCACUAAAAGGAUUAUCUGUGGCUCAGAAUCGAUUGGAAUUUAGAACAUGUCUAAAACUAAAUAUUGCAGGAGCUUAUGUUGAAUAACAUGAACAAAAUUGUAAUGCAUCAGAAGGUAUCUCUGUUGAACAAGUUUGUCUUUUUAAAGCCGUUCAGAUAUUACCAUAAGAUGCUCACUGGUGCCUAACAUCAUUAAUCAAAGUCAUUUAAUCUUUUGCAGUUACAAAAUUCAGGCAAUGCCUUGAUUUUCAGUGGGAUGCACAGCUAAGAUUGUUUUAGCAGCAAAAGCAAAAUGUGGCAAGGAUUUUUGACACUUGUCACUUUUGACCAGUCCUUAAUUGAAAAUAGAAAUCAAAUUAUUUUGCCAUUCUUCUCCAUGCCACAGUAAGCUGCUCUGAAAUGAUUCACCCUGAAACAUUUUGAUUUUCAUUGUCAUGGUAUCUUACUCCAAAAGCUGAAUGGUUUGAUCUUUUUAACUAUACACAAGGUGUUGGAAACAGCAGUGGGCCUGACGAUAGGUCUGUAAAAAGGCAAAACUUAUUUACACCUGACACAAAAAAAACCAAACUGUCUGAGCUUUCGGAACAUGAGUUUUCAGUCACAUUAUUAGACAGACUGCUUUCUUAAAAUGUAAUGCACACUUGUCACUAUAGCAACCAGUUCUUACGGUACAGCUAUCAUUUUGUUUCAUCACCUUUUAAUUAACCUGUAGAUUCCCAAGGAAUUGCAAAUACAAUUUUAAUUAACACUGAGAAAGACAGUCUAGUUUUAUGUGACUGGUGUUUGCUAAUUUAUUGCAGCUCUUCUGAUCGCCUGUGUAUCUUUUUUUUUAAUUUGAAUUCAUCAGUGUUUUGCAUCUCCAGUGGGGUUUUGUAAAUGAAAAGCGUGUCAAGUAGUAGAAAUAAAACAAACUUUUGUCAGAAUUUUGAAUUUUGAAUUGGUGAAAUAAUUAAUGAAAUUAUUUUCGGGCGUAUUUCCAAAAUAAAGGAAGGCAAGAGAGGCUGGGUAGGAGUACAUUUUAGCCAGGCAGUGAUGGAACAUUGGAUAGGAGGAACCAACCUUUAUGUACUGCCUAUUUUGUUCUCUCUCUCAAUUUGAAUUUACCUCAGUGCUUUCUAAGGUUCACAAUACAUUUGUUAUCCAUUGUGGUAAUCUGCUUCAUUGUUAGGUAACUACCAGGUUUAAAUUGAAGUCCCUCAGUGCUGAGGAUAAAUCUGUUGUAAGGCAGAGUGCUAAAAUUAUUGAAUCUGUCAUGUGGCCAGCAAGACAAGCUUUUGAAGAAUUGAAUGUUCUGAAAGUGAAGCAUUUUGGAAUGACUCUGUUUAAACUUUAAAGCGCACGGUUGCUGGUCUAUGAAAUUGGGUUGUUUUGUAUGUUAUAGUUGGGUAUCUGACUAGUGUUGUGUAACACUGGUCUAGUGCCCUCGUCCCACACUAUUAGUUGUGGGCAUGUGAGCAGUCUUGUCUAAUAAUAUUUGGAAGGACUGGGAUGGGGCAGGGGAGGAGUCAGUUUUAGCCUAACCUUAAGUGAAACUGACAAGAUCAGCUGGUUUCCAGCCUGCUUGAUUUCUGCUGUCUGAUAUCACCAGCAAGUGAUAUUGCAUUGAAUGAAAACUCAAGUCACCCUAGAUCCUGCAGGAAUCCCGUCCAAUGGAUUAGGAAAAAAUUGACCCAAAUAUUUGUGCAUGUUCAACUGUAGUUAUCAGAAAUCUGGGAAAAAUGCAGAUUGCAUUCAGACUGUGGCUGAACAAAACCACAGGUCAUAUUUUAGGAUGUAAUCUCUUCAUCAGUUGCUGAACCUCCAGCAUUUACUGGUUUUCUUUGUUAUCUCCCUAUUGCCUGCUUCACCCAAUCAUACUGGAGUUUUUACUUUGACAACCAACACUUCCUUCUUAAGAUAGACUCGAACUCAUAAAUUUGUCCAUUCCAAAUUCGUCAGGAUGACAAAUAACGAAAAGCUAAGGGAUUGGCCAUUCUGAUAAUAUUAUCACUUCACUCCUGGCAUUGUAUCCCUCAAGUCUGUCGCAACAGAUCACACAGCAUGUGGAAGUUUCGCACAAUACCCUGUGCCACACUUCUUUAUACAGCUCCUGUUGGAAAUAAAUGGAAGCUUAGAAUAGAGUUCAUAAUAGAAUAAAGAAUCCACAAUCUGUGGAUAAAAUUGAGACAUUAUGAGUAAAUCUUUAAUUUUGAAGCUCUUGUAAUUAUAUAUGUUGUAAAAUAAUUCUAAAACAGUCUUGCAAUUGGUGAGGCUUUAAUGGAUAAGAAUUUUGCAGAAUUCUUUUUUUUCCUUUUCAAUUUACGUUCCUUCUCAUGAGUGUUCCUGCUGUUCCGGUGCUUCCUUGUGGGCACUUGCCCAGAUCUCGUUUCCUGUAAGUAUCAGGGAGAAUCCAGCAAAGUUUACUUCACAAAGUUGACACCAAGACUCAUCUCAGUACAGGCAGAGACAUGUCCCACUUAGGCACCGGGCCAACAACUGUUGGAACUUUUCGCUUCCAUGCGAGUGGCAGACUUAGGCAUCAGGAAGCUGGCACCUUAACAGCUGUACACAGCUGCUAAACCGAGAGCGGGCAACCAUUUCAGCAGUACUACCCACUGGUGUUGAACACAACUUCAUUCUAAACACUACCCACACUUGUCAGCUGGAGUAUUUCAAUUUAAACCACCAUUGUUUCUAACAUUGCUUCAGAGCCCUGCUGUUCAGUCACAAGUGUAUGUUCCAUAACUGACUCUUACUGCAAUAAGGACACUGCAGAUUAAUGUCAAGGGAAGCUGGCUGCAGAUGGCCCAAAAAAGGGUCAAUGUAUAAUCUGCCACCUUGUUUAACUAAAAACACUAUUCUUUAGGAAUAUGCUAAGAAUGAAGAAUAAGCUAUGUAUUUUGUUUUGCAAUGGCAUCACAAGUUCUGACAUCAUUUCGCUGAGGUUAAACAGAAAGAUUUGUAUUUCCUCGUUUCUUUCAACUGAUCAAGAUAACUGUACAGUUUCGGGCUGAUGGGUGUCAUGUAGCAGUUUCCCUGAGACAAGUGACAAUAUCUUCCACGAUAUUUCACUAGCUCUCAGGCACUUUGGGAGGUGAGUGAAAGCCACCAGAGAAAUCCAGGCUUUUUCAAAAAUAAGGAUUUCUAAAUGAUUUAGAGCUGGUGCUGUGGCGGGGUAAAAUAAGCAGGCGUUUCCCCAUUGGAUCUGGCCCACUUCAACCUGAGAGGUACAUGCUGGGCAUUAAGGGGAAAAUAAUGACCUUAGCCGAAUGCAAAACUUGUGAUGUCCGCACACACUUUUUUUUCCCAAGGUAAUACAUGAUGAGCUAUCCAAAUGCAACUGUCACCUCUUACCACCAGUGAUUUCUGGCAUUGUGUAUGGAUUUGAACAGGAAAAUCGUUUAAAAUGACACUUUAAAUCCAUGCUAUAACCAGCUCCUGCUAUAAUGUGGAGAAUUGUACCAAUAUUGUAACGAGCCACUGAUUUUAUUUGAAGAAAGGAGCAUUGUAACAAUAUGAUUUUACACAAAUGUACCGCUAUCCCCUUUCAAAAACAAAACCUCCUCAGUUGUAAAAGUGCAAUACUGUUGACUGACUGGAUUCUGUAAAGUAGCUGCUAGUGGAAGAUUAAAGAUUUUUUGUAAUUUUGAUUACCAUGAAAAUAGAAAAACAAAGAGCAGGGCAGGAGGCUGGUCCACCUUGAGACCUUGUUCCAUGGACUUCCAUUAACAGUCAGUGUGUUCUGUUAUGUGUAAAACAGUUUUAAAGAAAAACAAUAGUUAAAAGGGGUUUAAAAAAAUUAUUUUGGAAAUUUAAAAAGAAAAGCAUCAAAACAUUUUGUAAAUGAGCUGUCGGGGGUCGGGAGGGGGUCAUGUUUUGAUUCUGUGUGUAUAAACAUUUAAUCUUGCGUGUGUAAGGGGAAACACUGAUAGUGUAUAAAACUCACUUAUGUGGAACUUUUUAAUUGAUACUUCAGAGUUUUACAAAAUGUUCCUUUUGAAGCAUUUUAGUAACUCAGAUUUUUAUACUUUAUUCAUCAAUAAACUGAAUAUUAAAAAAAAA